Cyphellophora europaea CBS 101466 is the source of this 1203-nucleotide messenger RNA. RefSeq lists its product as uncharacterized. Lineage: Eukaryota; Fungi; Ascomycota; Eurotiomycetes; Chaetothyriales; Cyphellophoraceae. Bases 1 to 1203 code for a protein of 400 amino acids. The transcript has 3 exons. The record is from RefSeq and is a predicted model, not a curated record.
AUGGACAGAGAAUCCCCACCAUUUUUUGAGGUAACACCAUCCGACCGUUCGGGAUGGGUGGUGAUAGUCACAAUCAUCUUCUUGGUCUACUCGAUCCUAGCUGUUGCAGCAAAGAUUGUAUCCCGUAUGCAUCUCACGGCGCUGAGGAGUUUUGACUGGAUUAUCGCGACAGCUGUGCUAAUGGCUAUGAGCCAGUCAGUGCUGCUCGUUAGAUCGUGCUACCAUGGUCUCGGGCAACACGAAGCAGAUCUCCAGGAAUCGUCUCUGACGGCCGCUCAGAAGGAUCUAUACGCCGCCUCGUUGUUAGCAAUUCUUGUUCACGGUCUGUCGAAGGUUUCCGUUAGCAUAUUCAUCCAAGCCAUCAACGCACGCAGUGAUCUGAAGAUCGUCAACCGUGCUCUCUUUGCAGUCAUCGCACUUUGGUCUGCGAUCAGUCUAUUGUUGGCUGCGUUUCGUUGUUCUCUGCCAAAUCCAUGGCAAGAGGGUAAUGAAAGCUGCCUGGAUGCACUAGCUGUGAGUAUAGGGAUUAACGUAUUCAACAUUUUAACGGACCUUGGGCUCGUCGUACUGCCAGUCGUGAUGAUGUGGGGUGUACAUACCAGCACGGAUGUCAAAGUUCGCGUCAUGUCGCUCUUCAGCUGUCGUCUGUUGGUACCAAUCCUAGUGAUCCUCGAAAUUGUAUACUUGAAUAAACGAUUCGAGUCGAAUGAUAUAACUUGGUCGGUUGUUGAUUCCUCGAUGUGGGCGCAGAUAGCCAUGAACAUGUCAAUUGUUACAGCUUGCAUACCCAGUCUUAAGGGUGUCAUCGAUAUGUUCUGGUCCGGUGCUUCGCUGUUCACGAUACCUGGUCAGUACAGCUCACAAGAGGCGGACGGCACUUUCAAACUUCAAUCGAUUUUGCCCAGUCAGUUUCGCACAUACCAGACAGGGAGCGUCACGCGAACGAAAAAUGGAGAUUUUGACCCCCGACCGAGUCAAAACGAGGUCAUCUCCGCUGCUGGAGACCUGCGACAACGAGCCAAGUCGAAGCCUACGCGGAGCGAAAGCCAGGUCAGCUUGAGAGAAAAUGCCAUAACGCGUACCGUCGAGUACGAGAUCUACCAUGAGCCGGGCUCACCACCGCCUGCUCCAGGCGCAGGGCGGACAGCGGUCUCUGACAGCUUCUCGCAAGAUUCUGUUGAGCCUGAGGAACGACUUCUAUAA